GUAAGCCAUCAGCCUGCUGCUGUAUACCGGGGGGGGGGGCUCCUCAACGCGGAACUCCUCUCCUCAGUCGCGCCGCGGACUGGACUUGACCGUCGUAGCCCGCCUCUCUGCAGCGUUUUGCGGUCAGAUAUGUUCGGUGUGGAGCAGUGAAGAGGAGGGGGGGGGGGGUCUGUGUGCCGCUGCUCAGGGGGAGGAGCCAGUUGUUGAUUCUACGCUGCAUAGAGAAGGCGCCGCACAGAGAGGGUAAGGGACUGUUUGCUGUGAAGAGGAGGCCUAAAAUGAUGAAGGACAGUCAGCCGGUUCAGGACUAGCUCAGACCGAGGGAACUGCAGUGGAGGUGGAGAAGGAAGAGGAGGAGGGGGGGGGGAGAAAACCUGAAGACCAGACCUUGGAAAGACUAGUGAUGUUCCCCUCUGACAGGGAUUACCUCCUUCCUGUCGUCUACCUCUCCAUCUCUCCCGCUUUUCUUCCCUCACACAGCAGAGCAGCCGCCAGGCUCCAAGACUCAGAGCAGUGACAGCUCACUGUGCGCACACGCACACUCACACACACACAGACGCGCACACACACACACGCACACCCGCUUUUUCAUCUUGCUCAUGAUAGUUGGCCUGCCCUCCUCAGCCACUGCCCCUGCUCUACUUCUAGACCAUGAAGAGGCCCAAGCAGCAGACGGGGCCGCUGAGCUUCCUAAACUUCUUCAGCAGAAAGCCCAAAUCGGAGCCAAAGCCCGAGAGGCAGGUGGAAGCCCGGCCCAGAGAGGAGGUGGCAAUCACCCUGACCCCGAGCGAGCAUCCAGAGCAGGAUCUCAGCCUCACAGCACAAGAGGCCGGAGAAUCAGGAGUUUCUGGAGGAGAAAGAGGAGAAGGAGGAGGUCCGCCAGCAGCGGCGGAGGUAGGCGAGGACGGGGCCGCCACAGCUGAGUGCGUGGGCGGGGUCAGCUGCGGCUCCACUGGGGUCCUGUCCCUAUCCUCCUCCAGCCAGGAGCAGCUAUUGGAUGAACAUCUGGAGGAGUGCCCACUGUGCCUGCUCAGUCAACCGCGUUGCCACUUCCCACGACUCACCUCCUGUUCCCACCGAACAUGCUCCGACUGCCUCCGCCAGUACCUACGCAUUGAGAUAACAGAGAGCCGGGUGGGCAUCGCGUGCCCUCAGUGCCCUGAGACACUGGCGCCACUGGACGUUCGUGCCAUCCUGGAUGACCGAGCGCUGCUGGAGCGGUUUGAGGAGUAUCAGUUGAGGCGCUUCCUGGCUGCUGACCCAGAUACACGCUGGUGCCCCGCGCCUGACUGCAGUUAUGCCGUGAUAGCUUACGGCUGUGCAGAGUGUCCCAAGCUGAGCUGUGGCCGUGAGGGAUGUGACACCGAGUUCUGCUACCACUGUCGCCAGCUAUGGCACCCCAACCAGACGUGUGACCAGGCCCGGCGCCAGCGGGCCCGCCACACCUCAGGCGGCAAUGAUGCCUCCACGCUGUACGUCUUCAAUGAAGAACCUGGAGGAGAGGAGAUCAAAGCGUGCCCUCGCUGUGGUGCGUACAUCAUGAAGACCAACGAUGGCAGCUGUAACCGUAUGAACUGCACUGUGUGUGCCUGUCAGUUCUGCUGGCUGUGUAUGCAGGAGAUCACCGACGUGCACUACCUCAGUCCCUCAGGAUGUACAUUCUGGGGGAAAAAGCCAUGGUCCCAGACCCGCAAGGUUCUUUGGCAGGUGGGCAUGUUGCUCGGAGCACCGGUGGUCAUCUCCCUAAUAGCGGGCAUCGCCAUCCCAGUCAUCAUUGUGGGCAUACCAAUCUACAUGGGCCGCAAGGUUCAUGGUCGCUGUAAGAAAAACAAUAUCUCAGGAAGUAAGCACUACUUGACUGUGGCAAGUGGGGUGAUGAUGUCAGUGUUUGUGUCGCCGGUCAUAGCAGCUGUCACUGUGGGUGUGGGUGUGCCGCUAAUGCUGACUUAUGUAUAUGGCGUCGUCCCAAUGUCGCUCUGUAGGAAUGGUUGGUGUCGACCGCCGAGUGAGCCCCCUGAAACACACAAAAUCCAGCUGGAGGACUUAGCGAGCUAUCUUCUAUUCUCUCAUGUAGUCAGUGACCACUGGACAGGUCAGAACAACCCAACGCUGAACGACACCAGUGUCCAGGAAGUCAGAGUCAGUGUACAGGAAGUGGGCGUCCUCCCUAGUACAAGCACCACGCCCCCGGAGCAAGAUAGCUAUGAGGAAUUGGAUGAAGCCACAAAACACCACGGAUACACCCAGCAGAACAGCCAGUCAGACUGCGAGGUGGUUAUUGUGCCUGACAGCAAGCUCGAUGACACACAAGCACUUCCUUUGAGAGAAGGAACCAAUAUUGAGGUCCGUGUGGAAAUUGAGACCCAUCCCAGAGGCGCCCGCCAGUCCAGCCUAAGUAGUAUCCUGUCCAGCCGAAGCUUGUCGGUGGAGUCCCUGGGACGCUCCCAGUCCCAGUCCCAAGACUACCUGUGUGCCUCAGAACAGGAAGAACGACGAGAAGGAGAGGAGCAAGAAGGACGAGAUAAACCAGGAGGGGAAGCAGGAGGAGACGAAGGGACAGUUUUCCCAGUCUUUGAAAUAGACGGUGUAUGAGGUCCUCUAAUGCAGGCUUUGUACUUGGUUGAAGAUGAGUCUGACAUGUCACUGGAUUGACCUGAGAAUCGUUGGUCAAGGCCACCUCCAAGACAGGCCCUCCCACCAGUUGCCUUCUAGCUCCAGCCUCUAAGGAAGACGCGGGUUUAGAGAGAGCAAAUGAAAAAAUGUGUGAUUGUGUGUAUGAGACAAAUAGCAUGAGACUAUGGCAUAGAAAUUGGAGGGGGAUAAAAUGUGAAGCAGACAGGCUAGCAUCCAUCAGUGAAUCAAAAAACGGAAGUGACUGAAAGCAUGUUAGCUGACUGGUUCAGUCUGUUUUUCUAUGUUGUCCUUUCUGUAAAAGGCUACCUUACUCCCCCUCUAUUAUGAAUCUGUUUCAUGAAGCCCUCUCUUUAUCUGGCUGUAUUCAUACACUUCUUUAGUGACCUCACCUCCCUCUUCUCUCUCCCUUUACAAAUAAAGAGACCCCCACAAGCAUGAUUUGUUUUCUGGGGGAUUAAGAAUCUAA
This is a messenger RNA of Etheostoma spectabile (orangethroat darter), 3100 nucleotides long. RefSeq names its product E3 ubiquitin-protein ligase RNF19A. Gene Ontology annotation, molecular function: zinc ion binding; ubiquitin-protein transferase activity. Lineage: Eukaryota; Metazoa; Chordata; Actinopteri; Perciformes; Percidae. Gene Ontology annotation, biological process: protein ubiquitination. The transcript is spliced from 10 exons. The record is from RefSeq and is a predicted model, not a curated record. Bases 652 to 2592 code for a protein of 646 amino acids.